AUGCCAGUCUUCGACGAGACAGCGACCAGCGAACAGGUCAUCGAGGCCUUUUCGUCUCAAAUUAAAGGUCGCACGUUCGUUAUCACGGGUGCUGGCCAUCCUAGUAUUGGGAGUCAGAUUGCCGUCUCUCUUGCGAGAGGUGCCCCUGCGCACAUUCUAAUUGCCUCGCGCACAGGCAAGAAGGUCGACCCAGUGCUAGAAAAGAUCGCCGAGAUCGAUAGUUCUAUCAGGACUACUUUUGUUCAGGUUGACCUAACGGAUCACGAGUCAGUGAGAAGAGCAGCCAAGGAGAUACUAGCAGCAGCGCCCAAAAUCAACGUCCUUAUCAACAGUGCCGGUGUAAUGGCCAUCAAAGACUACACUUUGGAUAAGCAGGGCAUCGAAUUGCAGCUGUCAGCCAACCAUGUCGGUCACUUCUUACUAACGAAUCUGCUCGCACCCGCACUCAUCGCUGCCGGUUCCGAGCCGGGUGGAGCACGAGUCGUUAAUCUCACCAGCUCCGGCUUUUUUCUUAGCCCCUUCCGCUUUGACGACUGGAAUUACUCAGGAGGUAAAACCUACGACCAUUGGACUGGGUACGGCCAAGCGAAGACCGCAAACGUUCUAUUUAGCUACGGACUCAAUAAACAACUCGGUAGCCAUGGCGUGACCUCUACGGCUACUCAUCCGGGCUACAACAACGACACCGAGUUAGGAAGCCACCUUACUUAUGAAGACUACGCGGAGAUACCUGAGAUCGUAAAGCGAAAUACGGGUAAAGAUUGGGAAUGGGAGUCUCCCCGAUCAAAGACGUACACGCAAAUUGCUGCUACAUCACUCAUCGCAGCUUUAGACCCUGAAAUUCCCGCCAAGUCGCCGGCUUACUUGAUGAAUAGCCAGAUCCACGAGGCCGCCCCAUAUGCGACGGACCCUGAAAACGUUGAGAAGCUGUGGAAGCUAAGUGAGGAACUUGUCAAACAGAAGUUUGAGUAUUGA
Daldinia childiae is the source of this 975-nucleotide messenger RNA. RefSeq names its product Short-chain dehydrogenase TIC 32, chloroplastic. Lineage: Eukaryota; Fungi; Ascomycota; Sordariomycetes; Xylariales; Hypoxylaceae. Bases 1 to 975 code for a protein of 324 amino acids. The record is from RefSeq and is a predicted model, not a curated record. The transcript has a single exon.